AUAUGACUGGAUGGGCUGGUGAAGCAAUUAACUCUCAGGAUUGAAAUUCUAGCUCUAAAGUUUGAUUCGUGUGGUCUGUAGGUGCACAUCCGAUUCACUGUUCAUACGUCAUGGCCGUUUUUCCAUCAUUAGAACUUACUCCAAACUUUGCCUAAUCAUAUUCAAAAGAGAGAUGUGUGCUGCUGCUGGUCCCUAUUUUCACUUUGGUUAAGUUGGAUUCCUUUCCCAACUUCAUUCUAGUGGGCCUCUUUACGAUCCGGUCUUUCAAUAUCCUAAGGAGAGUAUUCCUUGUUACUCCCAAUGGUUUAUUCUCAUUGCAGGGUCUAGUUUUCUUUUUCUUGGUUUUGAAUUUGAGUUUGUGUCUACUUUCACACACACCGAAAAAGAAAAGGGAGAAAAAACCAACGUAAAGAGGACAAAUAUAUUGAAAUAAGAAUGGAGAUUGUUAUUUCGAUUGCAGCAGAGAUAGCUAAGUGCUUAGUUGGACAGUGUCUAAGUCAUUCGUUUCUCUACUGCGACGACAUUCAAAAUAUGAAGAAAAAAGUAAAGAUGUUGGAUGCUGCUAGAUAUAAGGUGCAAAAUUCCGUUGACGCUGCUAUAAGAAGCGCUGAAGAAAUUGAAAUUGAUGUUCGCAAUUGGUUAGAAAAGGUAGAUGUGACUUUGAAAGAGGCCAAGGAAAUUCUGAAAGAUGAAGAAAAAGGAAAUACGAGAUCUUCCGGUGGGGCAUGCCUGAACUUGAAGCAAUGUCAUCAACAAAGAAAGAAAGCAAAGAAAAUAGUACAAGAUAUCGAUGAUGCCCUAAAAACUGGCAAUUUUGACACAGUUUCCCACCGUCCUGCUUCACAUGCUAUUUACGUGACCUUUGAGUCAAGAAUGUCAACUGUGAAGGGACUUAUGGAGGCACUACGAGAUAAUAAUAUCAACGUUAUUGGGGUGUGGGGGAUGCCUGGUGCAGGGAAGACUACAAUUGUGAACGAAGUUGUUUGGCAAGCCAAGGAAGAAAAGAUAUUUGACGAGGUCGCUAUGGCUGCUGUGAUGCAAAGCUCCGACUUGAGAAGAAUUCAAGGAGAAAUUGCGGACAUGCUAGGUCUGAAGUUUGAUGUGGAGACUGUACCUGGAAGAGCAAUUCUUCUACGGGAGAGGCUAAAAAGAAACAAGAAAGUACUUGUUAUCCUAGAUGAUAUAUGGAAUAAACUUGAUUUGGAGGCGAUAGGAAUUCCUUGUGAUGGAUGUAAAAUAUUGUUGACAUCCAGAGAUAGAGAUAUAUUAUCUUGUGAGAUGAACACGCAAAAAAAAUUUGAGCUUGGUGUUUUAUCCCCAGAUGAAGCAUGGAGUUUAUUUGAGAAGAUGGCAGGUGAUUCUCUCAAAGAUCCUAAUUUGAGAUCCAUCGCAACGCAGGUGGCUCAAGUGUGUGCAGGUUUGCCUCUCGCACUUGUAACAGUUGCAACGGCAUUAAAAGAUAAGAGUUUGUUUGAAUGGGAAGAUGCUCUACAACAACUAAGGAGACCCUCCCCUGUACACCUCACAGGAAUGCAAGCAGCUAUAUAUUCAAAAAUAGAGUUGAGUUACAAACAUCUUGGAAGUCCAGUGGUCAAGUCCUUCUUUUUACUAUGUAGUCAAAUAGGUCCUGCCAUUUUUUACGAGGACUUGGUAAAAUACUGUUUUGGCAUGUGUUUAUUUCCUGGCAUCCGUACAUUGGAAGAAGCUCGAAAUAAAGUGUAUACGCUGGUUCGGAUCCUCAAAGACUCUUGUUUGUUGCUAGAAGACCCUCGUACAAGCAAGUAUGUCCGUAUGCAUGAUCUUGUUCGUGAUGUCGCCAUACUAAUUGCCAUUGAUGAAAAUAAGUUCACGAUGAGAAAUGAUGAUCCAGUAAAGUGGCCAGAUGAAGAUGCAUUAAAAAUGUGCACAUCAAUCUCUGUUCUUGCUAGGGAUAUCCAUGAACUUCCUGACGGGUUGGUAUGUCCGAAAUUAAGAUUCUUGUGCGUGGUUGGCAGAGAUCGAGAUUUUAAAAUUUCAGAAUUUUUUUUCAAAGGAAUGAGGGAGCUCAAAGUUUUAGAUUUAACUGAAAUGAGACUUACAUCACUUCCUUCAUCAAUUAAUCUCCUCACAAACUUACAAACAUUGUGUCUGAUUGAAUGUGUUCUUAAAGAUAUUGCUGUGAUUGGAGAGUUGAAAAAUCUAGAAAUUCUUCACCUUGGUCAUUCCGAAUUUACACAGUUGCCACAAGAAAUAGGUCUCUUGACUCAUUUACGGAUGUUGGAUUUGAGCAAAUGUACCAAACUUGAAGUGAUUCCACCCAACGUCCUAUCAAACUUGAAACAAUUAGAAGAAUUAUAUGUCAGUGAUAGCUUCACUCAAUGGGAGCUUGAAGGAGUGAACAACGAAAGAGCUAGUCUGGCAGAGUUAAAGCAUUUAUCGUUGUUGACCACUUUAGAAGUAAAUAUUCCAAAUGCCAACAUGUUGCCAAAAAAUUUGUUGUUUAAGAAGUUGAAAAGAUACCAAAUUUUUAUAGGAGAUGUGUGGGAUCAGUUUGGCAAAUCUGAAAGCUCAAGAGCACUAAAACUCAAGUUGAAUUCAAGCUUUGAAUUAGAGAGGGGGAUCAAGAUGUUGUUGAGUGGAAUAGAAGAUUUGUGUUUGGAUGAGUUAAAAGGUGUCAGGAGUAUCAUAUCUGAAUUAGAUAGCAAAGGCUUCCAACAACUGAAGCAUCUACAUGUCCAAAAUAAUUCUGAGAUGAAGUACAUCAUCCAUUCAAAGGGGUUGGGUAUUGCUGAUGUUGUCUUUCCUGUCUUGGAGAUAUUUUCUCUCAAAAACAUGAUCAACUUGGAAGAAAUAUGUCAUGGACAAAUUCCCUUGACAUCCUUUCGUAACUUAAGCAUUGUGAAAGUGGAACAUUGUGAGAAACUAAAGUUUAUUUUCUCAUCAUCCAUAGCUAAAAGCCUUUCACAACUUCAAACGUUAGAGAUAAGAGAAUGCAGCAUCAUGGGUGAAAUAGUCGAAAAAGAAGAGGGCAGAAUAGAAGACAGAGAUAUGAAAUUGUUCCCUCAAUUGCGUCACUUACUACUACAUUGUCUUCCAAAGCUCAUGAGCUUCUUAAGUACACAAAAUUCAGACAUAAUUGAUGCUGGAGAAGUCAUUCCUCAAAGCGAACAGGUUGUGUUCCCCAACUUGGAAACGUUGGAACUGUCCUCUAUACACUCCGAAGAGAUACUACUUCACAACCAACAUCGGGCAACCUCCUCUUUCAAAUUAACAGACCCGAGAUUUCAAAAUUUGCGAAACUUGACCGUGAAAGGCUCUAGCAAUUUAAAAUACCUAUUGUCUUCUUCUACAGCGACAUUUAUGAUUCAGCUCAAAUAUCUUGACAUUGAGGACUGUAAGGUAAUGGAAGAGGUACUACUCACAGAAGACUUAGGAGAAGAAGAAAUAAUUCCAAAGGUGUUGUUCCCUCGACUGGAAGACCUGAUUCUAAAAGAUCUUCCAGUCCUCAAAAGAUUCUGCGUAGGAAGCAAUAUCAAAUUUCCAUUAUUGAAGGAUAUGAUGAUAGAAAAAUGCCCUAAAUUGGAGUCAUUCGUAUUCAGAACUGUUAGUUCAGGCAUGAUAUUGAGCAAAGAACUUAAGGAAGUGAAUUCAGAGGAGAUCUCUCAAAUUGCCAUGCAACCUCUCUUCAAUGAAGAGGUUGCAUUCCCUAGUUUGGAAACAUUGACGAUCAUGCACAUGGAGAACUUGAAAAUCAUAUGGCACGAUCAAUUAGCUGAAGAUUCCUUUUUCAAGCUUCAUUCUCUAUUUGUUCAAUACUGUGAAAAUCUUAUGAACAUCUUUGAAUCUAAUAUGCUGACAAGAUUCCAAAGUCUAGAGAGACUUGAAGUAGGUUAUUGUGGUUCACUGCAAGAAGUGUUUGAACUUCAAAGGCUCGAUGUUAGAGAAUCACACGCUGUGACAGCCAUUCCGUUGAAAAGAUUGAUAUUUUAUCGUCUACCGAAAAUGAAGCAGGUCUGGAAUAAGGACCCCCAAGGAAUUUUCAGCUUUCAAAAUUUACAAUUUAUUAGUGUUUUGGAAUGUGAGAGUUUGAAAAGUUUGUUCCCAGCAUCUGUGGCUAGAUGUCUCAUGCAAUUGGAGGAUCUUCGGAUAGACGAUUGUGGAGUGGAGGAAAUUGUUUCACGGGAAGAAAUUGCAGAAGCAGCAGCAAGAUUUGUUUUCCCUAAAGUAACUCUCCUAUAUCUUCGUAAUUUGCCAAAGCUCAAGUGGUUUUGCCGAGGGGUGCAUACUUCAGAAUGGCCAUUGCUAAAAGAAUUGGAGGUGUCUGAAUGUGACCAAAUUGAGAUAUUUGCUUCAAAAAUUUUGAACUUUCAAGAAACAGUUGAACAGAGCCAACUAGAGACCUCCACUCAACAACCCCUUUUCUUGGUUGAAGAGGUUGCAUUCCCUAGUUUGGAAACAUUGCGUUUGGAUCAGUGUGUGUUGGAAGACGUAGCUAUGAUUGGAGAGCUGAGAAAUUUAGAAAAUCUUAGCCUUCUUCACCCCAAUGUUGAACAGUUGCCGAGAGAAACAGGGCUUUUGACUCGUUUACGGAUUUUGAAUUUGAGCAAUUGUACCAAACUUAAACUGAUUCCACCAAAUGUCCUAUCAUGUUUGAUACAAUUAGAAGAGCUGUAUGUCGGCAAUAGCUUCACUCAGUGGGAGGUUGAAGGACUCAACAAUGAAAGAGCUAGCCUUGCAGAGCUAAAGCAUUUGUCACAGUUGACUACUUUAGAAGUGCACAUUCCAGAUGCCAACAUGUUGCCAAAAGAUCUGUUAUUCGAGAAGUUGCAAAGAUACAAAAUAUUCGUAGGAGAUGUGUGGGAUUGGUCUGAUAAACAUGAAAACUCAAGAGCACUAAAACUCAAGUUGAAUACAAGCUUUCAUUUGGAGAGGGGGAUUAAAAUGUUGUUGAAUGGUAUUGAAAAUCUGUGUUUGGAUGAGUUAAAUGGUGUUAAGAGCGUCAUAUAUGAAUUAGAUAUGACAGGCUUCCAACAACUGAAGCAUCUACACGUCCAAAACAAUGUCGAGAUCAAGUACAUCAUCAACUCGACUGGGAUGGUUAUCUCUGAUGUUGUCUUUCCUGUCCUGGAGAUACUCUCUCUCAAAAACAUGAUCAACUUGGAAGAAAUAUGUCACGGCCAGAUUCCCUUGGCAUCCUUUCGUAACUUAAGCAUUAUGAAAGUGGAACAUUGUGAGAAACUAAAAUUUAUCUUCUCGUCAACCAUAGCCAAGGGCCUUCCACAACUUCAAAAAUUGGUGAUACAGGAAUGUAGCAUAAUGGGUGCAAUAAUCAUAAAAGAAGAGGGCGAAAUAGAAGACAGAGAUAUGAUCUUGUUCCCUCAAUUGCGUCACUUAGAACUCCAUCAGCUUCCAAAACUCGUGAGCUUUUUAAACACACAAAAGUCAGUCAUAAAUGAUGCUGGAGAAAUCAUCCCCGAAUGCGAGCUGGAUUUUCACAUGCCAAUCCUACAGGAACAGGUUGUAUUCCCCAAGUUGGAAUCAUUGAAACUGUCCUCUAUACACUCCGAAGAGAUACCGCACAACCAACAUCAUGCAAGCUCCGCUUUCAGAUUAGCAAACAUACAAGCAGACUCAAGAUUUCAAAAUUUGUGUUACUUGACCGUGGAAGGCUCUGGCAAUUUAAAAUACCUGCUGUCUUCCUCUACAGCGAGAUUUAUGGUUCAGCUCAAAUAUCUUUACAUUGAGGACUGUAAGGAAAUGGAAGAGAUACUACUCACAGAAGACUUUGGAGAAGAAGAAAUCAUUCCAAAGGUGCUGUUCCCUCAACUGAAAGACCUGUUUCUAAAAGAUCUUCCCGUCCUCAAAGGAUUUUGCAUGGGAAGCAAUAUCAGAUUUCCAUCCUUGACGGGUAUGACGAUAGAACAAUGCCCUAAAUUGGAGUCAUUCAUAUUCAAACCUGUUAGUUCAGAGGAGAUGAAUUCAGAGGAGAUCUCCCGUACUACCAUGCAACCUCUCUUCAAUGAAAAGGUUGCAUUCCCUAGUUUGGAAACAUUGAAAAUCAAGCACAUGGAGAACUUGAAAAUCAUAUGGCACGAUCAAUUAGCUGAAAAUUCCUUUUUCAAGCUUCAAUCUCUAUUUGUUGAAUACUGUGAAAAUCUUGUGAACAUCAUUGAAUCUAAUAUGCUGACAAGAUUCCAAAGUCUAGAGACUCUACAAGUAUAUAAUUGUGGUUCACUACAGGAAGUGUUUGAAAUUCAAGGGCACGAUUAUAGAGACACACAUACCGUGACAGUCACUUCUUUGAAAAAAUUGUAUUUGCGUCAUCUACCGAAGAUGAAGCAGAUAUGGAAUAAGGACCCUCAUGGAAUUUUUAACUUUCCAAAUCUACAAGUAGUAAGUGCUUGGGAAUGUGAGAGUUUGCAAAGUUUGUUCCCAGCAUCUGUGGCUAGAUGUCUCAUGCAAUUGGAGGAUCUUCGGAUAGCCGAUUGUGGAGUGGAGGAAAUUGUUUCACAGGAAGAAAUCACAGAAGCAGCAGCAAGAUUUGUUUUCCCUAAAGUAACUCUCCUAAUACUUCAUAAAUUGCCAAAGCUCAAGUGGUUUUACCGAGGGGUGCAUACUUCAGAAUGGCCAUUGCUGAAAAAAUUGGAUGUGUAUGGAUGUGAUCAAAUUGAGAUAUUUACUUCAAAAAAAUUUAGAAUUGAAGAACCAGAUGAACAGAGUCUAUCAGAGACAUCCAUUCAACAACCACUUUUCUUGGUUGAAGAGGUUGCAUUCCCCAAUUUGGAAUCAUUGAUGAUCUCUCAUUUGCCUAACCUUAAAAUCAUAUGGCAUGACAAAUUUGCCCCUGGCUCUUUUAUGAAGCUUCAGACCAUGAAGGUUGAACUCUGUGAAAAUCUUAUGAAAAUCUUCCAAGUUAAUAUGCUGUCAGGAUUCCAUAGCUUGGACUGCCUUAUAGUAGAUGGUUGUGGUUCGCUACAAGAAAUAUUUGAACUACAAGGGCAAGAAGUUAGGGAAACACAUGCAGUAACAGUGACUCAGUUGACUAAAUUAGUUAUAUGUCGUCUACCAAAGUUGAAGCGUGUAUGGAAUAAGGACCCCCAGGGAACGUUCUCCUUUCCAAAUCUACAAGAAAUAGUAGUUGGGGAGUGUGAGAGUUUGAAGAGUUUGUUUCCAACAUCAGUGGCCAGAUGUCUCCAGCAAUUGAAUGAUCUUCGAAUAGUCGAAUGUGGGAUUGAAGAAAUUAUUGAACAGGAAGAAGGUGCAAAAGAAGAUGCGAGAUUUGUGUUCCCUAAAUUGACUCUCUUGAUACUUCGAAAGUUGUCAAAGCUCAAGUGGUUUUACCGAGGGGUACAUACUUCGGAAUGGCCGUUAUUGGAAUACUUGGAGGUGUCUGGAGCUAAUGAAAUUCAGAUAUUUGCUUCAAAAAAUUAUAGAAUUCAAGAACGAGAUGAUCAGAGUCAACUAGAGACAUCCAUUCAACAACCGCUUUUCUUGGUUGAAGAGGUUGCAUUCCCUAGUUUGAAAACAUUGGAUUUGGAUCAGUGCCUGUUGGAAGACAUAGCUAUGAUUGGAGAGCUGAGAAAUUUAGAAAUUCUUAGCCUUCUUCACUCCAAUGUUGAGCAGUUGCCGACAGAAACAGCUUCACUCAGUGGGAUGUUGAAGGACUCAACAAUGAAAGAGCUAGCCUUGCAGAGCUAA
This is a messenger RNA of Quercus lobata, 7677 nucleotides long. RefSeq lists its product as uncharacterized. Gene Ontology annotation, molecular function: ATP hydrolysis activity; ADP binding; protein binding. Lineage: Eukaryota; Viridiplantae; Streptophyta; Magnoliopsida; Fagales; Fagaceae. The transcript is spliced from 9 exons. The record is from RefSeq and is a predicted model, not a curated record. Bases 436 to 7677 code for a protein of 2413 amino acids.